Molecule: messenger RNA, 3240 nt
Organism: Lagenorhynchus albirostris (white-beaked dolphin)
Lineage: Eukaryota; Metazoa; Chordata; Mammalia; Artiodactyla; Delphinidae
Gene: NOSIP
Product: nitric oxide synthase interacting protein
Exons: 9
Coding region: 262-1167 (301 amino acids)
Cellular component (GO): nucleus
Molecular function (GO): ubiquitin protein ligase activity
Source: RefSeq, a predicted model, not a curated record
ACCAAGCCAGAAGAGAUACCUCCGCAAAUAGGGGCAGAUCUACUUCCGGUCUCUUCUGUCGGGCGGAAGUGAGCGGAGCGGAGAGGGAAAACAGCGCUCCUUUCCGGUGUAGGGGUACAGUUGAAGUAGCUACCGACGAGGGAGGAGUCGUUCGUGAGCUUUCCCGUCAGAUCAGAUCGGGGGCCAGAAAGGUCCAGUCCUCUCUGCGUGGGCCCCCUCUGGUCACACAGCCCUGCAGCUGCCCCUUCCUUACCCCCCAGGAUGACGCGCCACGGCAAGAACUGCACGGCGGGGGCCGUCUACACCUACCAUGAGAAGAAGAAGGACACAGCGGCCUCAGGCUACGGCACCCAGAACAUUCGACUGAGCCGGGAUGCCGUCAAGGACUUCGAUUGCUGCUGCCUCUCUCUGCAGCCGUGCCACGACCCUGUUGUUACCCCCGAUGGCUACCUGUAUGAGCGGGAGGCAAUCCUAGAGUACAUUUUGCACCAGAAGAAGGAGAUCGCCCGGCAGAUGAAGGCCUACGAGAAGCAGCGGGGCGCCCGGCGUGAGGAGCAGAAGGGGCUGCGGCGGGCGGCCGCGCAGGACCAGGUGCGGGGCUUCCUGGAGAAGGAGGCGGCCAUCGUGAGCCGGCCCCUCAACCCCUUCACGCCCAAGGCCGCCUCCGGGGACUGCCCAGAUGAUGCCCGACCCGGGUCCAGUGCGGGCCCCACAGGCAAGGACAAGGACAAAGCGCUGCCCAGCUUCUGGAUCCCAUCGCUGACCCCCGAGGCCAAGGCCACCAAGCUGGAGAAGCCGUCGCGCAUUGUGACCUGCCCCAUGUCCGGGAAGCCGCUGCGCAUGUCCGACCUGACGCCCGUGCGCUUCACGCCGCUCGACAGCUCCGUGGACCGUGUGGGGCUCAUCACGCGCAGCGAGCGCUACGUGUGUGCCGUGACCCGCGACAGCCUGAGCAACGCCACACCGUGCGCCGUCCUGCGGCCCUCUGGGGCCGUGGUCACCGUGGAGUGCGUGGAGAAGCUGAUUCGCAAGGACAUGGUGGACCCCGUGACCGGCGAGAAGCUCACGGACCGCGACAUCAUCGUGCUGCAGCGAGGCGGCACGGGCUUCGCGGGCUCCGGAGUGAAGCUGCAGGCCGAGAAGUCCCGGCCGGUGAUGCAGGCCUGAGCGCGCGGUAAACCAAAUAAAUGGGAUUGUUGGACGCGACAGGCCGUGUGGCGCCGUCAUUCACCGCGCCAGAGCCCGGUGACAGCGUGAGCUCAGGAAUGACUGCGCUUUGAAAGCGUGGGCUAAAAAUAUUUGAUUGUGGUCUCACGUUAAGAGUAAUAUCUGAAUCGAAUGCAAACGCACAGCUUUAAAUGGGUUGAGUGGCCAGAGUGGCCAGAGGUCGGAGUCUGGGCCGCGACCACAGGAGGGCGCCACUUUAAUGGACUGUAGAAGUCCCCGCACUUUCUUUUGAGAUAAACCAAAUUUGAAGCCCAGGAGGCGACCCGGAACGCGUCUCCCGUUGUAAAGUUUGAUAAGACACGCAAAGGAAAUGAAGUGCUGUGUGUGACUGAGAAAGCGAACAGCCGGCACCCUGUCUAGAGAAGGCAGUCAGGAACACUCCCUCCCCCACCACCUGGAGGCUGGAGGGUGAAGAGGAAGAGGAAACCGCAAGUGCAAAGUCCCGGAGGCAGCACUUGGCAGGUGUGAAGAGGGAGGAGUUCAGAGCACCCAGGCCUAGUGGACCUGCCUGGAGCUCAGACUUGACUAGGAGGGCAGGGGUGGCCUUUAAAGCUAUGUUUUUAAUAACCAUUGAAUCACAAAAGCUGACCCUGUGCAGUGUGGAGAACCAGAGCAUACAGUCAAGCAAAGAUUGCAAAAAUAAAGUCUUAAAAGUCCUGACUCUGAGCGAUACCCAGGUCCGGUCCUUCCAGGUCUUUCUCACAUGAGUUUUUUCAACCAAAGUGAGAUUUCCAUGCAAGUACUGUUCUGUUCAUUGAACAGUCUCUACCUUUUCAUUUUGGUAAGAGGUCUUCUCAUCCAAUGCCCAGGCGAGAUUCAGAGUGUCCUUGAGUGCUGGGCAAGCCCCUGUCUGGUACAGGACCACUUGGUGCGUCUGGCCGCAGGGAAAGGUGUUAGCAGGAGGGUGGGUCAUCCUUGCACCCUGGGGAGCCCCGGAAACCCAGCAGUUCCUCCCUCAGACGCUUCUAGACCCUUCCCUUGGUCCCUAAGAGCCUUCACGCCCCACUCUUGGGCUCCCAGUCCCAUUGUCUUGGGAGGAUGCUUGUACCCAUUUUGCAGAACAGCCCACCAAGGCUGAGAAGACAACUUGCCCAAAGUCACACUGCUCAAGACCAUAGCUGAGCCCAGGUUCACCCAGAGGUCAGCCACCUCCAGAUACCUGCACCCGCCUCAUUCAGUCUUGCCCUCCUCCACAUCCUUUGCACCCUUCCUCCCCUAGGUUUCCCACACUGCCACCCACAGACCUCUCCACCUUGGCAAGCUCGCACCCCAUCCCUUUACCCAGAAUGAUAGAGAUCUUCCCUCCUUCUCUAAACACCCCCAAUCCCCGUCCUCUUAAGAGCUCUCAACCACCCCGAGUCUCUUCUCUCAGUUCCCCCCACCAAGGAUCCUGUUUAUGUGUGGUACAGACCACUCCCCACCCCAAAUAAAGAUUUAAAGGUGCAAGAUUGGAAAUUCUGGAUUCCCACAAGGAGCCUAAAUCCCACUCUUUAGUUCACAGGCCCUUUGAGACACUCUUUGCGGGGAGGGGUGGGGUGUGAGUCAAGGUGCUCACUCUAAGCCAUAGGUUUCCUUUAAGAUUUCAAAGGUAACAAGGAGAGGAAGCAAGAGUCAGACCACAGCUGAAGCUGUGGCAGGAGAAGGGAGGGAUGGGAAGUGGAGACAAAUUUUGUGUUUUCUCAACAGAGGUUCCUUAGACACUGGUCUAGAGUUCAGAGCCAAGGGGCUUCCCUGGUGGCGCAGUGGUUAGGAAUCCGCCUGCCAAUGUAGGGGACACGGGUUCGAGCCCUGGUCCGGGAAGAUCCCACAUGCUGCGGAGCAACUAAGCCUGCGUGCCACAGCUACUAAAGCCCGCAUGCCUGGAACCCGUGCUCCUCAACAAGAAAAGCCAUCGCAAUGAGAAGCCUGCGCACCGCAACGAAGAGUAGCCCCCGCUCGCUGCAACUAGAGAAAGCCCGUGCGCAGCAACAAAGACCCAACGCAGCCAAAAAUAAAUAAAUAAAUAUUUUAAAA